AUGGAGGAUGACUCGGACUUCAGUGAUUCCAACAAUAAUAUAUCGUCUGGUGAAGAUGAUUUGCUAUUUGAAAAAAAUGUGACAGAGGGAGUUGAAUUAGGCUAUGAUGUGGGGGCCACGGAAUGCAAUGAAGAUGGCCAUGCAGUAACCAUGCAUGACGAAGACCAUGAGUUUGAUGAUUUAGAAUGUCCCUCCUCUGAAGAAUUGUUGUCUGGUGUGUCAUCUGACGAUGAGGUCGACUAUCGAUUUUCAGAAUUUACAGCUGAUAUGGAUAUACGGGAUCCACGGUUUGAGGUGGGACAAUUAUUCAAUUCUAUUCAAGAUUUCAGGAAGGUGCUUCGAACGUAUGGUGCAAUAAAUGGAUAUAAUGUGAAGUGUAAGGCGAACGAUGAAAAAAGAGUUCAAGGCAUCUGUAAACUAGGUUGCGAAUGGAGAAUAUGGGCUUCUAAGAUGAAUAAUUCAGAUACGGUGCAAGUGAAGUCAUAUACGCCUUCACACACAUGUAGUCAAGAUCAGUACAAUCGUCAUUGCAACUAUAUAUUCAUAGUCCAUCGGUAUAUUGAGCAAUUUAAGGUGGAUUCGGAGUUGAAAACAAAAAGUAUGCAAGCAACCGUGAAGGAAGAUUUGAAGGUAAAUAUUACGCGGAAUGUCGCUUGGAAGGCUAGAAGAUAUGCAAAGCAAUUGAUAAAUGGGACUAUUGAAGAACAAUUUACAGGAUUGAGGUCGUAUGCAGCAGAGGUCUUGAGGACCAAUCCAGGAUCCACAGUGAUGAUAGCACUAACAGGACAAGUGUUUCAACGUAUAUAUGUCUGUUUUAGUGCUUGCAAAUCGAGGUUUCAACAAGGGUGUAGGAAGAUAAUUGGAGUAGAUGGGUGCCACCUUCGGGGUGUUUGGAGAGGUAUAAUGCUCACUGCAGUCAGCUUAGAUGCAAAUGAUUGUAUCUAUCCAGUUGCUUAUGCGGUUGUACAGAAAGAGAACACAGUUGCAUGGAGAUAG
Molecule: messenger RNA, 996 nt
Organism: Olea europaea var. sylvestris
Lineage: Eukaryota; Viridiplantae; Streptophyta; Magnoliopsida; Lamiales; Oleaceae
Exons: 1
Coding region: 1-996 (331 amino acids)
Source: RefSeq, a predicted model, not a curated record